AUCUAUGACGUCCCCUCGCAACUGAACUCAACGUAGAGCGUCGCAGUUCGACAAUUAAUGACGAAGUAUUUUUACCGUAUUUAAAUUAACGUUCUUACCGCGUGCUUUGGUCUCAACGAUUUUCACCUCGAAAUGGAUAACAUUAAUGAUAUAAACGCUGCCAACGAGCCUGACGAAAUUACCAAAGACUCGGCUUCGUUUAUCCCUGAAAAAGUCCAAAUCAGACCUCUGGACGCUGCUAAAUGCAAAGAACAUCCCAUCGAAUCUCAUUUUCUCAAUAAUGCACCGGGGGUAGACACCAAGUCUUCUAGAGCCGAACAAGGAGAUCAAAGGGUACAAAAGAGCCCGAAGGGGGUCGUGGAAAAAAAUUCUAAUUCGGCGGAAACAAAGUGCCUUGCUCAAAGUAAUUGCGAAGACGUAUUGUCGGCGUCUAUAAAUAAUUCUAAUUUGGAAAAGCCCUUCUGCAAAGUAGACUUGACAAACGGAAUCGGAACAUCGAAGAAAGAUCUGAGAGACUCGACAUCGCCAGCGGAAGAAAUUAAGGAAAAAAAAAUGGCGUACGACGACAUUAUUCUACACAUGGGAGAGUUCGGGCGAUAUCAACGCAGAAUAUAUCUGCUACUUUGUCUGCCUGCGAUAUCUUGUGCCUUACACAAAAUGAGUGGAGUAUUUUUGGGAGCAAAUCCGGACUUCAGAUGCCUAUUGCCACACGAAGACCCCGCCAACUCUACUUUUCAGCUCCCAGAAAAUAUUAGAAACUUUACGAUUCCAUGGGACACUAAAACCCGCCGUUGGUCUCAGUGCGAAAGAUAUGACCUCAACGUUACCGAUCCUCAAUAUGCCUUGGACGGAAAUUAUACAACGAAGCCGCCCUCCGUCGCGUGCGAAUCUUACGUAUACGAUAGGUCUCUGUACCAAAGUUCAACUACAUCUGAGUGGAAUCACGUCUGUGACAAAGCAUGGCUAACAGCUACAGGGGACUCACUGUUCAUGGUGGGAGUGAUGCUGGGCUCGAUGGUUUUUGGUGCAUUGUCCGAUAAAUAUGGACGCAGACCGAUAUUCUUUUUGUCUCUGGUCAUCCAAUUGGUAUGUGGUGUGCUCGUCGCGGUUAGCCCCGAGUACGUUUCGUACGUCAUCUUCAGAUUAAUCUUGGGAUCAACAACGAGCGGCGUAUUUUUGGUAGCUUACGUUAUUGCACUUGAAAUGGUCGGCCCUCAGAAGAGAUUGGUCGCCGGAGUUGGUUGUCAAUUAUUUUUCACAACUGGCUACAUCCUCACGACUGCUUUCGCUUACUUUCUUACGAAUUGGAGAUAUUUCCAGAUAGCCAUCACCAUACCCAGUCUCAUUUUCCUCUCGUACUGGUGGUUUGUUCCCGAAUCGGCACGUUGGCUAUUGACGAAAGGUCGUAAGGACGAAGCCAAAGAGCUACUUCAGAAAGCAUCUAUGGAGAAUGGCGUUGAAUUACCUGAAUCCACCUUAGAUAGUUUGUUGAUCAACGAUGUCUCCAGUAAAUCAGAGACGAAGGAACCGUCGCUAUUCGAUCUCAUCAGAUAUCCAAAUUUGAGAAAAAAGAGUCUACUGCUUUUCUUCAACUGGUUCGUCAAUAGUGGAACGUAUUACGGUUUAUCUUGGAACACCUCAAAUCUCGGGGGUAAUGAUUAUGUCAAUUUUGUAGUCGGUGGUUUUGUAGAAAUACCAGCUUACACGUUUCUGCUCUUCACACUGAAUAGAUGGGGAAGAAAAGUUAUUCUAUGCGGUUGUAUGCUAUUCGCUGGAACGGUAUUACUUCUAACGAUAUUCGUACCGGCUGAUAUGCAGUGGUUGACGAUUCUCUUGGCAAUGUUGGGAAAAAUGGCGAUCACAUCGUCGUAUGGGGCCGUCUAUGUCUUCACCGCUGAACAGUUCCCUACUGUGAUAAGAAAUGUUGGUCUCGGGGCUUGUUCCACCUUUGCCAGGGUGGGCGGAGUAAUUGCACCCUACAUAAAUCAUUUGGCUAAAAUUUGGGUGCCACUGCCAUUGGUUAUUUUUGGAUUCUGUGCGUUCAUCGGUGGACUAAUGUCAUUGCUUCUACCAGAAACUUUGAACAAGACAUUGCCGGAAACAAUUGAGGACAGCGAGCAAUUCGGAAAGAGAAUUAGUAAAAAGAAGGCGCAUCUUGACCAAUUGAACGACAUUGAAUCAAUGAAGCCAUUAAAAGUGCAAGCGAACGGGGUGUACGAAAAACAAAAUGGAUGAUACACCAAUGACCGGAAUCGUUACUGGGCACAAAGUACGGUACCAAAAAAAAAAAAAAAAAGAAGGAAACUGCACGAACUACUUCCUGGGAGUUCGAAUCAAUCUUACUUUCAAUACGCCAAUACUGGAAAAAAACAUUUUUACACUUAAGUGGCUGCUGCGCGCAUAAUUUUACACUUUAUAAACUGCUGUCUUAUUGUUAGCAGGCUGAACAAAUUUACACUAUAAGUUACAUAAGGCAGGGAACUCAUAUAUCAAUCAACCCUCGUGUAAAAAUCAUAUAUGUCUGUGCGCAUGUCGUAUAUAUCUUGUAAGAAAACUCAGAAUAAGUCUUGUGUGUUUAUAUAAUUGUUACGAAGAAGUCAAUUUCUAGCAUUGAUUACAACUACGAGGAAUUCCGUGCAAAAUCACCUGGUCUAGUCACCGAGUCUGACUCGAGCUGUCGCACACACGGCAACGUUCCGAAUUUCGAAGAAAUUCGCACAAACUUUUUUAUGAAAAGCGAUGUACGAAUGAUCAAAGGCUAGGUGAUUCGGUAUCGAAUUCCUAAUAUGAAAAUUGACCAGCUGCUAGCUUGAUUUUAUACAGUUUUGUCGAUUGGAUAAUAAAUUAAUUACAAAGUCAAUCGUAUAAUUAUAUAAAAAGGGACCACCGCCUGGAUGUUCGCAUAGUUUAUCAUCGAUUUAUUUCAUGAUCUUUGGUACUGCUUUAAGUAUAGCCACAAUUUGAGCAAAGUUUCCUCCUUCAUUCGAUAAAAUGACGAAGUAUAAUUUACUGAUUAGAUCGAUCGAAACUAGCGGAGAAUGUGCAUCGAUGGUAACUUGCAUCAAAUCGUGGACUAAAAUGGGGCUAUUGGGUGUGGAGGGCGCCUAAUAUUCAAUCUCCGAUGCCAGUUGGCAAGCCAAGCGCGAGUCAACGUGCAGAUCAGAAUCGAAGUUUUACUCCUCUUACUGGAACGUCGUCAAGGUCGAAGGUGAAAUAGGGUUUCUGUAAAGUCUACGUAACGGGGGCGGAGCUUUUGAUGCAUGAGACCUGAAUUACGUACAGGAAAAUAAUGAAGAUUGCGAGAGUUUGAUUUUCCAACGAAUUAUGAUAAUCGCACAUACCGUUGAACUUCAUAUACCAGUACCAGUUUCAUAAUCCGUGUAGCUAAAGAAAACA
This is a messenger RNA of Athalia rosae (coleseed sawfly), 3396 nucleotides long. RefSeq names its product organic cation transporter protein. The transcript has 9 exons. Gene Ontology annotation, molecular function: transmembrane transporter activity. NCBI's taxonomy places the organism in Eukaryota, Metazoa, Arthropoda, Insecta, Hymenoptera, Athaliidae. Bases 133 to 2235 code for a protein of 700 amino acids. Gene Ontology annotation, biological process: transmembrane transport. The record is from RefSeq and is a predicted model, not a curated record. Gene Ontology annotation, cellular component: membrane.